Molecule: messenger RNA, 1593 nt
Organism: Canariomyces notabilis
Lineage: Eukaryota; Fungi; Ascomycota; Sordariomycetes; Sordariales; Chaetomiaceae
Exons: 3
Coding region: 1-1593 (530 amino acids)
Biological process (GO): protein polyubiquitination; positive regulation of proteasomal ubiquitin-dependent protein catabolic process; ubiquitin-dependent protein catabolic process
Cellular component (GO): cytoplasm; ubiquitin ligase complex
Molecular function (GO): ubiquitin protein ligase activity; zinc ion binding; ubiquitin conjugating enzyme binding
Source: RefSeq, a predicted model, not a curated record
AUGGACACUGACGACGACUUCUUGUCCGCUAUGUCCAGUGAGGACGACAUGCUCCCAGAAGAUGAUAGCGAGAAUGAGGACAUGUCCGGUGUCGAAGAUUUUGGCUUCGACGAUGAGCCCGAUCCGGAUAUCGAUAUGCACAAGGAGAUUGGGGCAAAGAAAAGAGUCGCAUAUGAUGUCAGUUUCAAGGUCUACCAGCCGGGCGACAUUCAGAAACAACAGGAUGACUUAAUAGACGAAGUCAACAUGAUCUUAGACAUCUCCAAGGAAGAGGCGGCUAUUCUACUCCGCCACUUCCGAUGGAACAAAGAGAGGUUGAUUGAGGACUAUAUGGAUAGACCAGGCAAAGUCCUUGACGCUGCUGGUCUCUCCAGGUCGGCCGCCGGCCCCCCUAAGAUGGAGACCAUCCCCGGCUUUACAUGCGACAUUUGCUGCGAGGAUGGGCCGGGACUUCAGUCGUUUGCUAUCAAGUGCGGACACAGAUACUGCGUCGACUGCUACCGUCAUUACCUUUCGCAAAAGAUCCGCGAGGAGGGUGAAGCAGCACGCAUCCAGUGUCCGUCGGAGGGGUGCAGUUUGAUCAUCGACGCCCGAUCCUUGGAUAUCCUCGUGACCCCAGAGCUGACGGAGCGAUACCACGAGCUGCUCAACCGGACUUAUGUUGAGGACAAGGAGACCUUGAAAUGGUGCCCUGCUCCCGACUGCCAGAAUGCUAUCGAAUGCGGAGUCAAAAAGAAGGACCUCGACAGGGUGGUUCCCACGGUGUCUUGCCUGUGCGGCCAUCGAUUUUGCUUCGGCUGCAUUUUGAACGACCAUCAACCAGCACCAUGUGAGCUGGUGAAGAAGUGGCUCAAGAAGUGCGCCGACGACUCGGAGACGGCCAACUGGAUCUCGGCCAACACCAAGGAGUGCCCAAAGUGCAAUAGCACGAUAGAAAAGAAUGGAGGUUGCAACCACAUGACGUGCCGCAAAUGCAAGCACGAGUUCUGUUGGAUGUGCAUGGGUCUUUGGUCCGAACACGGCACUGCCUGGUACAGCUGCAACAGAUACGAAGAGAAGAGCGGCACUGAAGCCCGAGAUGCUCAAGCUCGGUCACGCGUAUCCCUGGAGCGCUAUCUGCAUUACUACAACCGGUAUGCGAAUCACGAGCAGUCGGCCCGGCUGGACAAGGAUAUCUAUGUGAAGACGGAGAAGAAGAUGGUGCAGCUACAAAAGGAGUCGGGCAUGUCCUGGAUCGAAGUCCAGUAUCUCAACUCGGCCUCGCAGGCCCUCCAGACCUGCCGGCAGACCCUGAUGUGGACGUAUGCCUUUGCUUUUUACCUUGCCCGCAACAACCUUACCGAGAUCUUCGAGGACAAUCAGAAGGACUUGGAGAUGGCGGUGGAAGCGUUGUCGGCAAUGUUUGAGAAGCCGGUCACGGAACUCGCAGACCCAAAGCUGAAAGUAGAAAUCAUGGAUAAGACCUCCUACUGCAACAGGCGGCGGGUAAUUCUUCUAGAGGACACAGCCAUGAACCUCGCCGAAGGGCGAUGGACUUUCAACGUCGAGCUGACAGGUUCGGGAGCUAAUGGCGGACCGAGCACUCGACGCUGA